This is a messenger RNA of Mangifera indica (mango), 528 nucleotides long. RefSeq lists its product as uncharacterized. The record is from RefSeq and is a predicted model, not a curated record. Gene Ontology annotation, molecular function: zinc ion binding; nucleic acid binding. The coding region runs from base 1 to 528 and encodes 175 amino acids. Lineage: Eukaryota; Viridiplantae; Streptophyta; Magnoliopsida; Sapindales; Anacardiaceae. The transcript has a single exon.
AUGAAGAGAAAGUAUGAAGGGAAUGCAAGGAUCAAAAGGUCUCAUCUUCAAGCUCUCCGCAGAGAAUUUGAAACUCUUGAGAUGAGGUCUGAAGAAAGAGUAACAGAGUACUUUUCCAGAGUCAUGACAGUGGCGAACAAGAUGCGUACUUAUAGGGAGGAUAUGCAAGAUGUGAAAGUGGUAGAGAAAAUUCUACGCGUUUUAGAUGAGAAGUUUAACUAUGUUGUCUGUUCUAUUGAGGAAUCGAAGGAUAUUGAUGCUCUCACUAUUGAUGAGUUACAAAGCUCAUUAAUAGUAUAUGAACAGAAAUUUCAGAGGCGUAAUGGUGAGGAGCAGGCCUUAAAGGUGACGUAUGAAGGAGGAAGAGGUCGUGGCCGUGGCCGUGGCCGUGAUGCCUACAGAGGAAGAGGAAGAGAAAGAGGUCGAGCAAGUUUCAACAAGGAAACAGUGGAAUGUUACCGUUGUCAUAAACUUGGACAUUUUCAAUAUGAAUGUCCUUCUAAAAAUAAAGAAGCAAACUAUACAUAG